This is a messenger RNA of Eutrema salsugineum, 2795 nucleotides long. Its product is annotated as U-box domain-containing protein 45. NCBI's taxonomy places the organism in Eukaryota, Viridiplantae, Streptophyta, Magnoliopsida, Brassicales, Brassicaceae. The transcript is spliced from 6 exons. Bases 304 to 2610 code for a protein of 768 amino acids. The record is from RefSeq and is a predicted model, not a curated record. Gene Ontology annotation, molecular function: ubiquitin-protein transferase activity; protein binding. Gene Ontology annotation, cellular component: nucleus; cytoplasm. Gene Ontology annotation, biological process: protein ubiquitination.
UCGGUGUAUUAGCCAUAGCCGAAGCUCUUUCUCUCUGGUUGUUGGGAUCGAGAAAACUUUGCCUUGAAAAGCUCGGCAACUGUAAAUCACACCGUCGCAGAAACUACCCAGAAACAGCAUCUCAAGGAGAGAUAAUCAUUAUUAUAACCAAUGCCUGAUGCUCUUCUCUUGAUUGCUUGUUUUGGUUUAUGAUUGUUAUUCUGCCUAUUUUUAUCGGAUGCAGUUUAACGAUUCAUUUUUGGAUUGAGUUCUAAGCCGAUAUAGAGCUGUUGCCAUAGAUACAUACAACGAGUUGUUGAAACAAUGGAUGCUAACGAGGUUGAAGAAAGUUUUUUUGCCCCUAGUGAUGCCAAGCUACACGGAGAAAUGUGCAAUGCCCUUUCAGUGAUUUACUGCAAGAUCAUGUCUAUUUUCCCGUCGCUCGAAGAUGCUCGGCCGAGAAGCAAAUCUGGAAUUCAAGCUUUGUGUUCACUUCACGUGGUUUUAGAAAAAGUGAAGAACAUUCUACGCCAUUGCACUGAAUCUAGUAAACUUUACUUGGCUAUAACAGGGGACUCAGUAGUUUCGAAAUUUGAGAAGGCGAAAUCUUCUCUUACAGAUAGCCUUAGGCGUGUUGAGGAUAUAGUCCAACAGUCAAUUGGAUCUCAGAUUUUGGAGAUUUUGAUGGAAUUAGAGAACACUCAGUUUUCACUUGAUCCGUCAGAGAAGGAAAUUGGCGAUCAAAUAAUUGGAUUGCUGCAACAAGGGGGCAAUUUUGAGAGCACAUCUGAUAAUAACGAGCUUGAGGUUUUCCAUAAAGCUGCUACUAGACUAGGUAUCACUUCUUCAAGAGCAGCUCUAACAGAGCGAAGAUGUCUCAAGAAACUCAUUGAGAGGGCCCGAAUGGAGGAUGACAAGAGGAAAGAAUCAAUUGUGGCUUACCUAUUACACCUCAUGAGGAAGUACUCAAAGCUAUUUAGAAGUGAGAUCUGGGAUGACAAUGAUUCACAGGGUAGUAGCUCAUUGCCUUGUUCGCCAACUAUUCAGGGUUCUCUUGACGAUGUCCCUGGUCGUGCUUUCGACCGCCAGCUGUCAAAACUCAGUUCCUUCAACUUCAGACCUUGCAAUAACAAUAGGAAAUCUGUGCAGAUGUCUGUUCCGCCAGAAGAAUUGAGGUGUCCGAUAUCAUUGCAGCUUAUGUACGACCCUGUCAUUAUCGCAUCUGGACAAACGUAUGAGAGAAUCUGUAUUGAGAAGUGGUUUAGCGAUGGACACAACACAUGUCCCAAAACUCACCAGCAGCUCUCUCAUCUAUGCUUGACUCCUAACUAUUGUGUCAAGGCUCUAAUUUCGAGUUGGUGUGAACAGAAUGGCGUUCAGGUCCCUGAUGGACCCCCUGAGUCUCUAGACCUUAACUAUUGGAGGCUGGCAUUGUCUGUAUCCGAGUCCACUGAAACGAGAACAGCGAAAGGUGUUGGUUCUUGUAAGUUGAAGGACGUGAAGGUGGUUCCUUUGGAAGAAAGUGGAACUAUUAAAGAGGAAGCUUGUGAAUCAGAAUACCAGGAAGCUCAAGUUACUCUUGUUGAACAAUGUACGGAUUUGUUGACCACUUUGAGUAUAGUGGAUAACUUAAGGAAGAAAUGCAGAGUUGUUGAGCAAAUAAGAGUAUUGCUAAAGGAUGAUGAGGAGGCCAGGUUUCUCAUGGGGGAAAAUGGAUGUGUUGAAGCGUUGCUUCAGUUUCUCGGAGCAGCGCUCCUUGAAAAAAAUGCUUCAGCCCAAAAAGUUGGAGCCAUGGCUCUCUUCAACUUGGCUGUGAACAACAACAGGAACAAGGAGUUGAUGUUAGUAUCAGGAAUUAUUCCUCUGCUGGAGGAAAUGCUCUGUAAUCCACAUUCCCAUGGUUCAGUGACAGCACUUUAUCUGAACCUGUCGUGUCUUGAAGAAGCAAAGCCCGUAAUAGGUUCGAGUCUGGCAGUUCCUUUCAUGGUAAAUCUUCUUUGGAAAGAGACUGAAAUCCAAUGCAAAGUCGAUGCCCUUCACGCACUCUUCCACCUAUCCACUCACCCUCCCAAUAUUCCCUGCCUCCUAUCUGCCGACAUUGUCAAUGCCCUUCAAUCCCUCACCGUCAGUGAUGACCAACGAUGGACGGAAAAGUCCUUAGCUGUUCUCUUAAAUCUGGUUUUGAACGAGGCUGGAAAAGACGAGAUGGUUUCAGCACCUGGCUUAGUGAGCAAUCUAGCCACCAUUCUUGACACGGGUGAACCAAACGAGCAAGAACAAGCAGUUUCUUUGCUUCUGAUAUUAUGCAAUCACAGUGAGAUCUGUAGCCAGAUGGUUUUACAGGAAGGAGUGAUACCUUCUUUGGUAUCUAUAUCCGUAAACGGGACUCAAAGGGGAAGAGAGAGAGCACAGAAGCUACUGACACUAUUCAGAGAACUGAGGCAGAGGGAUCAAACCCAUCUUACAGAAACACAUACAGAGGUCAGGAGCCCGGAAGAGAGCGGGUUCUCUGUCGCUGCAGCCGCUGUAACAGAGUCAAAACCGCAGUGUAAAUCAGCCUCGAGAAAGAAAAUGGGAAGAGCGUUCAGUUUCCUAUGGAAAAGCAAGAGCUUCUCAGUUUACCAGUGUUGAGAGUCGGGUCUUUUACCUUUAGUUGGUGUAAAGUUUAACUUGUUUUUCUCCCUCCUAAAGACUUAUUAUUUUAUCUCUUUUUGAAAGUCUUGGAGGCAAAAAAGGAUGCUUUGUAUAGGUUUUUGGUAUUUGCUAUAUACUAAGAUGUAUUUUACUACAAAAAAUAAUUCGUCUCUGGAAGUAAG